CAGCGAGCCACCCGGCCCACCCCUUCCCCGCUCCGGGCUCUCGGCCCUGACGACCGGGGCCUGCCCCGACCCGGCUCCACCGGUCAUCGGGACGUGACCGCAACGCGACACAGCGGGAGGCCGCGGCGCUGGCGCUGGCGAGGCCGAGGCACAGCGGCGCCAGGCCAGGGACCACGCGGCCGCGGCCGCCUCUAGGGCAUGCGCGCGGCAGCCACCGCGCGCCACCCCUCGCCCCCGCUCGCGUCCACGUGAGCCGCACCGCCACCACCACCACCACCACCACCUCCUCACCCCCCGCCGCGGCCGAUGGCCCAACCCCCACCCAGAAAACCCGAACCGCCCACCACCCAUACCCCGCCCUUCCUCGCCUUAUCCUCCUCCACCGCCGCCGCCGCCUCCAUCUAUUGCGCCCAACUACUCCCCAGUCGCCGCCCGCGCCAGAUCUAGAUCUGGAAUUGCCGUGACCGCGGAUGAUGGCCGCGGGGGCGCACGACGACGCCGACGAGCCGCCGCGGCGGUCCGCGCUUAAGAAGAGCGCGCCGGCGCAGCCGUGGUCGGAGGUGGAGACCUUCCACCUCAUCGACGCGUACGACGAGCGCUGGACGGCGCUGGGGCGCGGCCAGCUCAAGGCGCAGCAGUGGGAGGAGGUGGCGGCGGACGUCGCCGCGCGCUGCGCCGCCACGCCGGGGGUCACCGUCCAGCGCAAGACCGGGACCCAGUGCCGCCACAAGCUCGAGAAGCUCCGCAAGCGCUACCGCACCGAGGCUGCCCGCCCCGUCACCUCGCUCUGGACCUUCUUCCGCCGCAUGGAUCAGCUCGAGCGCGGGCCCCUCGCCGUCUCCUCCGCCUACCCGCCCGCGGCUGGCUCCCCGACGGGCGCCGCCUCCGACGAGGAGGAGGAGGAGGAGGAGGAGGAAGAAGAAGAGGAAGAGGAAGAGGAAGAGGAAAACGAGGAGGAAGAGGAAGAGCUCGUCCCCCGGAACAACAACACCAGGAGCAUCAACGGCAUCAUCCGGGAAUUCGGCAGCGGCCUCGCCCCGCGCCACCCGCAGCUGCAGCUGCAGCAGCCGCCUUCUUCAAUCACGCCUUCCACCGCGCCUCCGCGGAAGAGAGUGGCCUACGAGGCGUUCCAGGCCAAGGCCGCGGCCGCCGCCGCGGCGGCGGUUGCGGCGGACAAGGCCAAGGAAGAGGAGGUCGAGCUGUUUCGCCGUCCCUCUGGCCGUGGGGGAGCCAACGCCCAGCUCUCGGCGGUGCUGAGGGAUUUCAGCGAGGGGGUCAUGCGGCUGGAGCGCCGGCGCAUGGAGAUGCAGUGGGAGAUCGAGCGCGGGUGGCAGGAGACGGAGGCCCGGCACGCCAAGAUGCUCCAGGAUGCGCAGCGCCAGCUCCGGGACACCGUCGCCGCCUCCUGCGCCCUGCCGCCGAAGAAGGCCAGGAGGGACUACGGCAGCAGCGGCGACUCCUAGCAACUGACGGUUGGUGAUCUGAUGGUGGUGUUCUGUUAGGACUGGCACCUCCAUAGUGUCAGUAUAAUGUUGGACCUGUUUAUCAUCACAGUUGUGCUUGUAAGCUUCGAUGCUCUCAGGAGAUCCUCAGCACUCAGCAGAACCGGUAGUACGUGAAUGAGUGGCCAACUAUACUACACUGAAGAUGCUUUGUGGUGAUAUAAGAACCCAGUAACAUCAUCUCAUUCCUGUGUGUAAGAGAAUGCUUGCCUUGAUGGUACACCAGCCAUCAGGGAAUUUCAGAAGUUGUUUCCAUCGUUCAAGUUGAACCCUUCUCUAGCUAGCUGCUUAAUUGUUUCUGUAAAACCUCCGGUGAAUUGCUGAGCUAGCCAUCUACUUUGUGAAGCAUUCUUGUUUCUGUAAAAUCUAGCUUUUGUAAUUGGGAUUCUCCACAAUACUAGAGGGCCUACAAAUUGUGCUUAAAAUUUUUAA
This is a messenger RNA of Panicum hallii, 1934 nucleotides long. RefSeq lists its product as uncharacterized. The transcript has 2 exons. Bases 471 to 1463 code for a protein of 330 amino acids. NCBI's taxonomy places the organism in Eukaryota, Viridiplantae, Streptophyta, Magnoliopsida, Poales, Poaceae. Gene Ontology annotation, molecular function: transcription cis-regulatory region binding. Gene Ontology annotation, cellular component: nucleus. The record is from RefSeq and is a predicted model, not a curated record.